AUGACCUCAUUUCCGAUGUUCGCAGCGGACGCUGACCAGGCCGAAGACGUCCGAAUCCUCGGCUACGACCCUCUGGUGUCGCCGGCGCUGCUUCAGUCGCAAAUUCCCGCGACGCAGGCGUGCCUCGAGACGGCGCAGAAGGGUCGGCGGGAGGCCAUCGACAUCAUAACAGGGAAGGACGACCGGGUGCUGGUGGUGGUCGGGCCGUGCUCGAUCCACGACCUGGACGCGGCGCAGGAGUACGCGCAGCGGCUGAAGAAGCUGGCGGAGGAGCUGGAGGGCGACCUGGUGGUGGUGAUGCGCGCGUACCUGGAGAAGCCGCGGACGACAGUGGGGUGGAAGGGCCUGAUCAACGACCCGGACGUGAACAACACUUUCAACAUCAACAAGGGCCUACAGGCGGCGCGGCAGCUGUUCGUGAACCUGACGUCGAUCGGCGUGCCAAUUGGGUCCGAGAUGCUCGACACCAUCUCGCCGCAGUACCUCACGGACCUGCUGUCGUUCGGCGCUAUCGGCGCGCGCACGACGGAGUCGCAACUGCACCGCGAGCUAGCGUCGGGGCUGUCGUUUCCGAUUGGGUUCAAGAACGGCACGGACGGCUCGCUGGACGUGGCACUGGACGCGGUCAAGGCGUCGUCCCACUCGCACCACUUCAUGGGCGUGACCAAGCACGGCGUGGCCGCCAUCACCACGACGAAGGGCAACGAGCACUGCUUUGUCAUCCUGCGCGGCGGCAAGCGCGGCACGAACUACGACGCUACGUCCGUGGCGGAGGCGAAGGCCAAGCUGCCCCCCACGGGCGUGCUGAUGAUCGACUAUUCGCAUGGGAACUCCAACAAGGACUUCCGCAACCAGCCGAAGGUGAACGAGGUUGUGUCGGAGCAGAUUGCCAACGGCGAGGACAAGAUCGUCGGCGUCAUGAUCGAGUCCAACAUCAACGAGGGCAGCCAGAAGAUUCCGCCCGAGGGCAAAGCUGGCCUCAAGUACGGUGUUUCGAUCACGGACGGCUGCAUAUCCUGGGAGACCACCGAGGAGGUGCUGAGGAAGCUCGCCGGCGCCGUCCGCAAGCGGCGCGACCUGCGGAAGACCAAAUAA
Eremothecium gossypii ATCC 10895 is the source of this 1095-nucleotide messenger RNA. It is a transcript of the gene ARO4, whose product is annotated as 3-deoxy-7-phosphoheptulonate synthase ARO4. Lineage: Eukaryota; Fungi; Ascomycota; Saccharomycetes; Saccharomycetales; Saccharomycetaceae. Gene Ontology annotation, biological process: aromatic amino acid biosynthetic process. Gene Ontology annotation, molecular function: 3-deoxy-7-phosphoheptulonate synthase activity. The coding region runs from base 1 to 1095 and encodes 364 amino acids. The record is from RefSeq and is marked provisional. Gene Ontology annotation, cellular component: cytoplasm. The transcript has a single exon.